Messenger RNA from Schistosoma spindalis, 291 nucleotides. NCBI's taxonomy places the organism in Eukaryota, Metazoa, Platyhelminthes, Trematoda, Strigeidida, Schistosomatidae. The record is from the annotation of a GenBank genome assembly.
AUGCUGGAUUGUAGAAAUGUACUCGAUCUUAACAUUAGCAAACUUAGUCACUGUAAAAGUUCCGUUGCACGCGGCCUUACCAUGCCUCGACAAGUAGACAACAUAAAGGAGUUCCUCCAUAUGACACAAAGAGCAGACGCCAAGUCUGUUAAGAUUAAAGAAAACAAAGACAACGUCAAGUUUAAAAUCAGAUGCAGUCGAUUCCUAUAUACGCUUGUAGUCGUGGAGAAAGAAAAAGUUGGAAAAAUCAAGCGUUCACUCCCACCAAAUCUUACUGUGAAGGAACUUUAA